This is a messenger RNA of Cherax quadricarinatus, 701 nucleotides long. RefSeq names its product pro-resilin-like. The record is from RefSeq and is a predicted model, not a curated record. Lineage: Eukaryota; Metazoa; Arthropoda; Malacostraca; Decapoda; Parastacidae. Gene Ontology annotation, cellular component: extracellular matrix.
UGGUUGUUUUAGCAGUGGUGGUGAUGGCAACACAGAGUCGAGCUCACCCAGAAGUUUAUGAACCAGUCUACAAGCCCGAGCCGCUGCCCUACUACUACAACUACGAUGUAUAUGACGACUACAAGGGCGCCAAGUACGGUCACAGUGAGAAGUCAGACGGUAAAGCUGUGUCCGGCUCCUACACCGUAGACCUCCCUGACGGUCGUAAACAAAGGGUGGACUACACAGCUGACCAUUAUAAGGGAUACGUCGCCAAGGUCAGUUACUACGGCAAGGCUCAGCACCCUAAACACUACGGCCCCGCCGUUACUUUCAGACAUAAAGGCUAUGGCGAUGGAUACCAUGGAUAACACAUCCAUGCUUACUCAUAGCUGUUCCCAGGGAUCAUCGCCUCCGCGUCCCGGUCAUCGACCAUCUUUAAUAUUUUGUUAUAAAAUGUACUUUUUUUAUGUGAAAUAAAGCUGUUCUCUCCAUACGUUGUAUUUUAUACAUAGUAUACAAGAACACGUUUUCCGAUCGGCUUCAAAUUCCUCAGCCCAGGUAAACUGUUACUAGGUGAAGGUUAGUGUAACAGUUGUCAUAUGCAGGUGCAUUCUGUUCAGUUUUAAAUAGACUAUUCCCGAAAACGUUGAUUACGUCUCCGCAAAUAUUACUCGCUUAUACACUUGAUAUACCUUUGAAGAGUUUCGAGAGUUUAAUUA